UCAUUGUCGUAAUGGCUAUGAAAAUUGUAUGAUAACGUUUUGUAUAUUUUGAUCUUUAUCACAAUCAAUUUCGAAGCAUAUAAGAUGGAUUAUAUAUUUUUCAUUUUAAAAUGUGUAUGCAUUUUAUUUUUUCUACCUAGUCAUCAGUGCGCGGACUGUGGAACAUUACGACUCCUAAAUACCGACCACAUCAAUCAAGGUGACGAUGUGAGGCUCGAAUUUUCUAAUAUCAGAAGUCAAGACCCAAGUUUGGUCCAAUGGUGGAAAAAUAGAAAUAUAAUUGUAAAUAUAGAUACCAACUUACAGCGUUUCUCUAUUGCCGCUCAACACGGCCGUGUCACGUUGACAAUACGUAACGUCAGAGCUGAGGAUAACGGUGGAUACACUGCGGAUUUAGGAAGCAUACAGUGUUCACCACCGAGUAAUGUUUUAGUUACGGUGAAAGAGCCAAAGGUCCUUUCCGUUAUUCCCAAAUUCCCUGACAACGUUACCAUCCCAGAGUUGGAUUGUGAACGAUGCCUAGUGGGAACGGUUGGCGUCUACAUAAACGUGGAAUGUAUUGUGUUUGGGAUUACCCAGACGGACCUGAACGUGCAAUUGACGCUAAGGAAACAUGGGCAAGAGGUUCCCAAUGUGUCUAUCGAGCUUUUUCCAUUUUAUCGAGCAUAUUAUGCAUACAUGCCGAGUGAAGAUGAUACAGAUCAUACCGUUACUUGUGAGGCUACUAGCGAUGGCCAACAGUCGAAAACAGUAUCAAUAACUCUGCUCGUUUUGCGGAAACCAUCCAUACCUACAAUAAUUCUGCCGGAAUCAAUCAAAGAAGGCAAAAACGCACUCAUUUCUUGCAAAACCAUAAAUGCCAGACCAGAGCCAAGACUUUAUUUCAUAUACAAUUCAACAUUUAACAAUACAAGCAACACAUUUUCCAAAAUGAAAGACGAUAAAACAGUUGAUGCUGAAACACUGUUAGAAAACACUUUUAGCAGAUUUGACAAUACCAGGAAUUUAACUUGUUGUGUUGAGUUUAGAGAGUAUGACAAAAACACGCCGAAAAUGAAAACACAUUGCUCGACGUCUGGCAUUGAUGUGUUGUUCCCACCAAGGUUUAUACAGCUUGAAGAAUUAGAGAAAACCAACGAUGAAGAAGGUAAUACCAGUCUCCGGUUGCAGUGUACAAGCGACGUAUCUAAUCCUGUUAGUAAAAUAAGAUGGAACAUUACGUCCAAAUUUGAAUAUGAAUCCUCUCAGGGAAAGGAAAAGGUUGAACAAUUAUCCGGAAAUGUCAGGGCUCAGAUUUUGUCUGCCAAUCUCACUCGACAUAACAAUCGAGAACCAAUUUCAUGUUACAUAGAAAAUCCUGUAUUCCCAGAAAUCAAAAUAUUCAACACCUAUAACCUCAACAUUACUUACAAGCCGUUCAUCAGUUUUUCUCCCAGUUCCCCAGUUACUUCCUACGUGGAUGACAGUAUCAGCGUUUUAUGCCAAUGUGACGCAAACCCACCAGCUAAGAUAGAAUGGACAAACACUUCUUCUAAUAAUAUAGGAAAGAAGACUGAAAAUAGCAUUGAAAUGGACAUGCAAUUUCACUCAACUGGCCGCCAUAACUUCACCUGCAAUGCAAGAAACACAAUUGGUUCGGCGGUGAAUGAAAUUUUCAUCUUGGUGAAAGAAUGUGGAACAUUACGGGCCUUAAACACCGACCACAUAAAUCCAGGUGACGAUGUGAGGCUAGAGUUCUCAAAUAUCAGACGUCAUGACACAAGUUUGGUCCGAUGGUGGAAAAAUAGAACUAUACUUUUAGACACCAACCUGCAGCGUUUCUCUGUUGUCGUUCAACAAGGUCGUGUCACGUUGACAAUAAGUAACGUCACAGCUGAGGAUAACGGCGGGUACACUGCGGAUUUGGGAAACAGAUUGUGUUUACCACCGAUUGAAGUUUUAGUGAAGGUGAAAGAGCAAAAGGUACCUUCCAUAAAUCCCCAGUUCACUGACAGCGUUAACAUCCCAGAGAUGGAUUGUGCAAAAUGCCUGGUUGGAACUGUUGGCGUCUACAACAAAGUUGAAUGUAUUGUGUUUGGAUUUAGCGAGAAAAACAUGAACAUGGAGUUGAAGCUGAAGAAAAAUGGUCAAGAUGUACCCAAUGUGACUAUGGAAUGUACCCCUUUUUAUCGAGCAUUUUAUGCAUACAUGCCAAGUGAAGAAGAUAAAGAUCACUCCAUUAUUUGCGAGGCUACUAGAGAUGGCCAACAUUCGGAAACAGCAUCAAUCACUCUUGUCAUUCUGCGAAAACCAUCGCGUCCUACAAUUAUAUUGCCGGGCUCAGUUAAAGAAGGAGAAAAAACACAUAUUACUUGCAAAACCUUCAAUGCUAGACCGGAGCCAAGACUCUACUUCAUGUACAAUGCAACAACUUACAAUACAAGCAACAACUUUUCCCAAAUGAAAGGCGAUAAAACAGUUGAUGCUGAAACAAUAUUAGAAAACACUUUCAGUCGAUAUGACAAUUCCAGGAGUUUAACUUGUUGUGUUGAGUUUAGAGAGUAUCACACAAACACUCAGAUAAUGAAAACUCAUUGCUCGACUUCUGGCAUUGAUGUUUUAUUCCCACCGAAGUUUCUACUGCUUGAAGAAUUAAAGAGAACCAACGAUGCAGAAGGUAAUACCAGACUCGUGUUCCAGUGUACAAGCGACGUAUCUAAUCCAGUUAGUAGAAUAAGAUGGAACAUUUCGUCAAAUGUGAAUAAUUAUGAAACCUCCCAUGAAAAGAAAGAAGAUGAAGAAUUGUCUGGACGUAUAAGGACUAAGAUUUUAUCUGCCAACCUCUCACGACAUAACAAUGGAGAAACACUAUCGUGUUUCUUGGAAAAUCCGGAGUUUCCAGAGAUCAAAGUAAUGGAAAAAUAUAAACUUAACAUUACAUACAAACCAUUCAUCAGUUUUACAUCUGAUAAAUCCGAAGUAAGGUCCUUUGAUGACAGUGUUAACGUGUUAUGCCAAGUUGACGCGAACCCAUUUGCGAAGAUCGAAUGGCUGAACACGUCUUUGAAAGAGAUAGGUAAUAAAACAGAAAGCAGUCUUGAAUUAAAGAUACGAGUUAACUCAAGUGGCCAUUAUAAUUAUACGUGUAUGGCAGAAAACACAAUUGGCUCGGCAGUAAAUGCAAUUGCUGUCUUCUUUGUCAAAGAUCAGCGACUAUCGACACCAAGCGCUCCUCAUUUUAAUGACGUCUCAUCCUCCAUGUUGAUCGGAAUUAUUUGCGGUAGUGUGGCUGUUCUGAUUGUCGUUAUUUUAGUAGUCGCAUACGUGAUAGUAUCAAAAAAGCGACAGAAUACACCGAAGUGCGAGGAGUAUACUGAUUUACAAUUUCAGGAACCAAAUUUAUAUAUGCAGCCUUUAGGUCCUGUGUAUGUCACCAGUGAUGGUUCACAGUCCACUUAUGGCCAACAAACACAAACUUAUGAUAGUGUGGAGUGAGCCGAUCACGGCCAGUUGCAUGAUGCAUGCAGGUCCAUGAAGAAACUCAAGUCCACGUUAAAUGCUUUAUCUUCCUACAGACACUUCUUCUAAACACCAGCCACCAGUGCAAGUAACACUCCAAAAUGACGCUGUUUCUUUCUGUCGACUGACAGCCGACUGAUAGGGACGUAACUGGACUUUAAUUGAUGUGAAGGCCCAGUAUGCUAAGGGGUCACGCAAACUCAUGCUUAACAUAAGCCCUAUUUGCUGUUGCAGUUGGAAGAUUAUAGAUAAAUUUUACAAAAAAACCUGCUUAAAUGCUGUAUUAUCCAAACUUUACUCACGACCGUAUGAACGGGUUUGUAAAAAAUGUAAAACUCCAUAGACAAUAUUUUAUUACAUGUAAUCAUUUUUUACAACGACAAGAUUAUAAAUUAUCUAUGAGAUAAUUUGUAUAAAAUAUUAGGGAUAGAACAUUUCAAUCGGUUUCGUAAACAUGAACCGUGUACUCAGUUAUUGCAAUUAUUGUGAGGAUUCAUUAGAUUCUGCUUUAAUGAAAACAUGCAACUAUUUCAAGAUGUGCCCAGUUACAUUGAUACAUUAUGUAAUUGAAUUAAAGCACAAUUAUUUAAGACAUAUUGAUACAUCUAAGAACCAUUUUAUUUAAAAUGAAUUAUUACUUUAAGUUAGGAGUCAUUUUGUGAUCUAAUAUGGAAUAUACAGGCCAAAGAACUCAAUGGCAUAUGUUUUCCUGCGCCCAGUAUAAUCCAUAUCGGGUCACCUUCUAGCUUCGUAAUGAAUUCAUCACAUCAGAAACCUGUAUACAUUGAUCACUGUAUUGGAAAGGUUUCAUUUUUUUCAUCGGAAUGGGAAAAUACACGUCAUUUUGGUACGGUAUAAUGAUUAGUGACUCAAUAUGAAACAAUAUGGAGUCACCACGUGUCCAGUCCUUAACAAAUGGCGUUGCAUCAAUUAUUUUGUAUGCGUGAUAUACGUGUUUGAGUUAGAAUAUGGCGUCGUUGCAUUAAAAGGUAUACACAAAUGUAUCUAUUGAUGCGACAUUUAUCUCACAUUGAUGUCUCAAAUGCAGGGUGUUCAAUGACGGUUUCACAAGAAUAAAUGAGAUUAUUUAUCAUUCCGUUUAAAUAUUUCUGUUACAUAUGUGAAGGCUGUGUACAGAGUCGAUAUGUUUAUGUUCAAAUUGUUUAGUCAUCUUGUUUGUUUUUCAUGUUUGUACUUCAUAUAUGCUUCUUUAUAUUCAUGGAAGAUAAAAAGAACAAAGUUCAACGUAGAAAUUGUUGUCCAUUUUGAAAGCAUUUUUAAGGGUCUAUAGCUCUUUGAUAAGGUUGUAUGACCCGUUGUGAACUAUGAAACGAUGUCAAGUACAUUGGCCACUGUCAAACAUAUUGAAAAUCGCACAACAAUUUACUAUUGAUGGUCGCAACAACAUAGCUAUGUACAAUAAUUCGCCUUUGUGGUCUUUGUAUUGAUACUUGUAACUUAAGACUGUGUCAUGAUAUGGCCUCGUCCCUGUUUAUUUUGUAUUAUUGGUGCCAUUCAACAAGACUAUCGUUAAAUGCUAGUUUGUGUAACAGUUGAAACAAAUAUGUUUAUUUUGUAUUCCAAUCGUUUUUGUUAUAUGAACGAAUAAACAAUGCAGCCGUUGUUCUUUUUA
Messenger RNA from Mya arenaria, 5131 nucleotides. RefSeq lists its product as uncharacterized. Gene Ontology annotation, cellular component: cell-cell junction. The record is from RefSeq and is a predicted model, not a curated record. The coding region runs from base 85 to 3474 and encodes 1129 amino acids. The transcript has 21 exons. Gene Ontology annotation, molecular function: cell adhesion molecule binding. Gene Ontology annotation, biological process: cell-cell adhesion. NCBI's taxonomy places the organism in Eukaryota, Metazoa, Mollusca, Bivalvia, Myida, Myidae.